Papaver somniferum (opium poppy) is the source of this 3310-nucleotide messenger RNA. Its product is annotated as chaperone protein ClpB3, chloroplastic-like. The record is from RefSeq and is a predicted model, not a curated record. The transcript is spliced from 10 exons. The coding region runs from base 161 to 3130 and encodes 989 amino acids. Gene Ontology annotation, cellular component: cytoplasm. Gene Ontology annotation, molecular function: ATP binding; ATP hydrolysis activity. Lineage: Eukaryota; Viridiplantae; Streptophyta; Magnoliopsida; Ranunculales; Papaveraceae. Gene Ontology annotation, biological process: cellular response to heat; protein refolding.
CUUCUUCUUUCUUCUCUUUGUCUUCUCUUUCUCCCACAGUUCUUUUUAAGGAACACUCUACUUUCCUCUAAUUACACGCAAAGUCCCCACAUUUACUCCAUAUUUACAUACAUACAGAGAGUUUCAUUUCAGUGAGUAAACCCUUUGAAGGUUUUCUUUGAUGGAGACAAUCUUCUCAGGUAUUCAGUUAAGAGUUCCUCCUUCAUCAACUAAGAAUAGUAAUGGAAGUAUAUUGCUUACUCACCCACAAUUGUCUCUGGGUUAUAAUUUAAACCCUAAAAGAACGACACUUAAAUUAUCAAAAGCAUUGGAAAAAGAUGAUGGUUUUAUUAGUAAUAAAGGGUUUAAGAGAUUUGGUAUCGGUAAUGGUUCUUCUACUUCUACUUCAAGGCGUUCUUCUUCUUUUGUUGUUAGAUGUGAAGCUCCUAAAGAUGGAAAGAUUACCCAGCAAGAAUUUACAGAGAUGGCAUGGCAAGCUAUUGUUUCGUCGCCGGAAGUGGCAAAAGACAGCAAACAUCAAAUUGUAGAGACUGAGCAUUUGAUGAAAGCCCUACUGGAGCAGAAAAAUGGCCUGGCUCGACGCAUAUUUGCCAAGGUGGGAGUUGAUAAUACCCGCCUUCUGGAAGCUACUGAUAAAUUCAUCCAACGGCAACCAAAGGUUUUUGGUGAAUCAGCUGGUUCUAUGUUAGGGAGGGAUUUGGAAGCUCUCAUUCAGCGAUCCAGGGACUACAAGAAAGAGUACAAUGAUUCCUUUGUAUCAGUUGAACAUUUGUUACUUGGUUAUGUACAAGAUCAACGUUUUGGGAAACAAUUGUUUAAGGAUUUCCAGAUUUCGCUCAAGAGUCUGAAAUCUGCAAUUGAAGCUAUAAGGGGUAGCCAGAAGGUUAUGGACCAAGAUCCCGAAGGGAAGUAUGAAGCCUUAGAGAAGUAUGGAAAAGAUUUGACAGCUAUGGCACGGGCGGGAAAGCUUGAUCCAGUCAUAGGAAGAGAUGAUGAGAUACGCAGAUGCAUACAGAUCCUAUCAAGGAGAACUAAGAAUAAUCCUGUUCUUAUUGGUGAACCCGGUGUUGGGAAAACUGCAAUAUCAGAAGGGCUUGCCCAAAGAAUUGUGCAAGGAGAUGUUCCUCAAGCUCUUAUGAACCGCAAGUUGGUUUCGCUUGACAUGGGUGCACUAAUAGCUGGUGCAAAAUUUCGUGGAGAAUUUGAGGAUAGAUUGAAAGCUGUACUCAGAGAAGUAACUGAAUCAGACGGCCAGACAGUGCUGUUCAUUGAUGAGAUCCACACAGUCGUUGGUGCAGGUGCCACGAAUGGUGCCAUGGAUGCAGGGAAUUUGUUGAAGCCUAUGCUUGGCCGUGGAGAACUGCGAUGCAUAGGUGCAACAACACUCGAUGAAUAUCGCAAAUAUAUUGAAAAAGAUCCUGCCUUGGAACGUCGCUUCCAGCAAGUUUAUGUUGAUCAACCUACAGUUGAAGAUACGAUAUCUAUAUUACGAGGGCUGCGUGAAAGGUACGAGCUACAUCACGGUGUCCGGAUAUCUGACAAUGCACUUGUUGAGGCUGCCAUUCUGUCUGAUCGCUACAUCAGUGGACGUUUUUUGCCGGAUAAAGCUAUUGACCUAGUUGACGAGGCAGCAGCUAAACUGAAAAUGGAAAUUACUUCCAAACCUACUGCCCUAGAUGAGAUCAAUCGGACCGUGUUAAAGUUGGAAAUGGAACGCCUCUCUCUUGUUAAUGACACAGACAAAGCAUCAAAAGACAGAUUAAGUCGUCUUGAUACCGAGCUAUCUAUCUUAAAAGAGAAACAAACUGAACUGACUGAGCAGUGGGAGCAUGAAAAAAAUGUCAUGACACGUAUUCAAUCCAUUAAAGAGGAGGUUGACAGGGUUAAUCUGGAGAUUCAGCAAGCAGAGAGAGAGUAUGACCUCAAUCGUGCUGCUGAGUUGAAGUAUGGAAGUCUCAAUGCUUUGCAACGCCAGCUUGAAGUUGCUGAGCAAGAGUUGAGUGAAUAUCUUAAAUCAGGGAAAUCCAUGUUGAGGGAAGAGGUUGCCGGAAGUGACAUUGCUGAAAUAGUUAGUAAAUGGACUGGAAUUCCUGUUUCAAAGCUGCAGCAGUCGGAGAGACAAAAACUAUUACAUCUAGAGGAAGAGUUGCAUAAACGUGUUGUUGGUCAAGACCCAGCCGUGCGAGCAGUAGCUGAGGCCAUCCAACGGUCUCGAGCAGGUCUUUCAGAUCCUCACCGCCCCAUUGCCAGUUUCAUGUUCAUGGGUCCUACUGGUGUGGGCAAGACGGAGCUAGCUAAAACCCUUUCUUCCUACAUGUUCAACACUGAAGAGUCCCUCGUCAGAAUUGACAUGAGUGAGUACAUGGAGAAACAUUCGGUCUCAAGAUUGAUAGGAGCACCACCUGGCUACGUUGGGUAUGAAGAGGGUGGGCAGCUCACAGAGACAGUACGAAGGAGGCCCUAUGCUGUAAUCCUGUUUGACGAAAUUGAGAAGGCUCAUUCUGACGUGUUCAACGUAUUCCUUCAGAUUUUGGAUGAUGGAAGGGUCACCGACUCACAAGGUCGAACCAUAAACUUCAACAACACUGUCAUUAUUAUGACUUCAAACGUGGGGUCGCAGUACUUGCUCAACACAGAUGAUGAAACUUCGUCAAAGGGUUCUGCAUACGAAACCAUUAAGCAAAGGGUGAUGGAUGCUGCCAGGUCUGUCUUCCGUCCUGAAUUCAUGAACCGUGUGGAUGAGUACAUAGUCUUCCAGCCCCUUGACCGCGAGCAGAUCAACAGUAUUGUGAAAUUACAGUUGGAACGAGUACAGAAGAGAAUUGCAGAUCGAAAGAUGAAAAUCAAGGUAGCAGAAGCUGCAGUACAACUUUUAGGAAGUCUUGGGUAUGACCCCAGCUAUGGAGCCAGACCAGUGAAGCGAGUAAUCCAACAAAACGUGGAGACCGAGCUUGCCAAGGGUAUCUUGAGGGGAGAUUUCAAAGACGAAGACACAAUCUUAAUAGACACGGAAGUUUCUGUCUCAAAUGGCCAAUUGCCUCAACAGAAGCUUAUCUUUAGAAGAGUAGACUCCUCUGACUCAACCGUAUCUUCACCGGACGACCACAAAUCGUUCUCUGAAGCUGUAUAAUUUCAUUACUGAACCAUAUGCUCUCUCUCUAGGAACAUAUAAAUAAAAGUCUGUCACAAGGUACAGUAGGUUUCUAGUUUGUACACAGUUUACUUUUACUUUCUUGUAGAAACAAUAGCAGAUUCGUUUCAGUAAGAAUUUAAUGGUUUUAUAGAAGCAUGGUGUGUCAUUUUGUUCCAA